Molecule: messenger RNA, 2871 nt
Organism: Psammomys obesus (fat sand rat)
Lineage: Eukaryota; Metazoa; Chordata; Mammalia; Rodentia; Muridae
Gene: Cfap58
Product: cilia and flagella associated protein 58
Exons: 21
Coding region: 1-2871 (956 amino acids)
Cellular component (GO): cytoskeleton
Source: RefSeq, a predicted model, not a curated record
AUGUUUCUGCUGGCUUGUGGCUUUUGCUUUGCAUAUGAUCUGGAGUACCAUCAGCUGCUUGACAAGGCUGAAAAACUAGUGAUGGAGGAAACUGCAUUUGAAGAAAUUGAGAGAGAUUUUCAGGAGGUUCUCAGUGAACUUUCAGGAGACAGAAGUCUGGAAAAAUUCAGGAUUGAAUAUGAGAAGCUUCAUGCUGUCAUGAAAAAGUCUUACGAAAAUGAGAAGCGUCUCAUGGCCAAAUGCAGAGAGCUGAACGCAGAGAUUGUGGUGAACUCUGCCAAGGUUGCCACUGCCCUGAAGCUUUCUCAGGAUGACCAGAUCACCAUCACAUCUCUCAAGAAGGAAAUUGAAAAAGCCUGGAAGAUGGUGGAUUCGGCAUAUGAUAAGGAGCAAAAGGCCAAGGAGACAAUUCUUGCCCUGAAAGAGGAAAUUGUGAACCUGACCAAACUAGUUGAGCAGGGGACUGGACUGUCAAUGGACCAGGACAGCAACAUCCGAGAUUUACUGAAGUUCAAAGAAGAGGUGACCAAGGAGCGCGACCAGCUCUUGACAGAAGUGGUGAAACUGCGUGAGAACCUCGCUCAGACCUCUGAACAGCAGCAGGAAACAGAGCGCGCCAAGGAGGAUGCGGAACAGAUCAUCACUCAGUUCCAACAAGAAAUUCAGCAUCGCCAGAAUGAAGCUUCCAGGGAGUCCCGGAAGAAGGAGAAGCUGGAGAAAGAGCUCAGGCAGAUCCAGACGGACAUGGAAAACAGGCAGACGGAGAUCAAGGCUCUGCAGCAGUACAUGGUGAAGAGCAAGGAGGAGCUUCAGCGGCUGGAGCAGCAGCUCAAGGAGCAGAAGAUACUGAACGAGAGAGCUGCGAAGGAGCUGGAGCAGUGUCAGAUGCGGAAUACGAAACUCCAGCAAGAGAACGAACAGCACACUUUGACGUGUGAACAGCUGUCCCAGGAAAACCAGCAGAAGACCCUGGAACUCAAAUCCAAAGAGGAAGAAGUCCACCAGAUGCGCACAGACAUUGGGAAGCUGAACAAGAUCCGGGAACAGAUCCACAAGAAGCUGCACCUGCUCGAGGACCAGAAGGCAGAGGUGGAGCAGCACAAGGAGACCCUGAAGAACCAGAUCCUGGGGCUGGAGAGAGAGGUGGAAUCUUCAAAGAAGCAAGCGGAGAUGGAUAAGAAGGCAAUGGAGGAGCUUCUGAGGGAAAGAGACAUCCUAAACAAGAAUAUGCUUAAAGCAAUCGGUUCGACUCAGAAGCAGGUGGAAAUGGUGAAGCUCCAUGAGCAAGCCAAGAAGAACCUGGAGGAGGAGAUCCAGAACUACAAGGACGAGGCCCAGAAGCAGAGGAAGAUCAUCUUUCAGCUAGAGAAGGAGCGAGAUCGGUACAUCAACGAGGCCAGUGACCUCACUCAGAAGGUCCUUGCACACAUGGAAGACAUUAAAGUCCGUGAAAUAGAGAUCUUUGACUACAGGAAAAAAAUCGCUGAAUCCGAGACUAAGUUAAAACAGCAACAAAACCUGUAUGAAGCUGUGAGAUCAGACAGAAACCUGUAUAGCAAAAACCUGGUGGAGGCGCAGGAUGAAAUCACGGAGAUGAAGAGGAAGCUGAAGAUCAUGACGCACCAGGUGGACCAGCUGAAGGAGGAGAUCUCCGCCAAGGAGUCCGCCCUCGUGAAGCUGCACCUGGAGCAGCAGCGCAUCGAGAAGGAGAAGGAGACUCUGAAGGCUGAGCUGCAGAAGCUGAGGCAACAAGCCCUGGAGACCAAACGCUUCAUCGAGAAGCAGGAGGUAGAGGAGAGGAAGCUCUUGCGCAUCAUCGCCGAGGCCGACGGGGAGCGGCUGAGGCAGAAGAAGGAAUUAGACCAGGUCAUCAGUGAGCGAGACAUCCUGGGGUCUCAACUGGUUCGGCGCAACGAUGAGUUAGCCCUGCUCUAUGAGAAGAUCAAGAUCCAGCAGUCGGUGCUGAACAAGGGGGAGACCCAGUACAACCAGAGGGUGGAAGAUAUGCGCAUCCUCAAACUGGAGAUCAAGAAGCUCCGCAGGGAGAAGGGGAUCCUUGCCAGGAGUGUGGCUAAUGUGGAGGAACUCAGGCAGGAGCUUUUCCACAUGCAAAGAGAAUUCUUGAAGGAAAGGACGAGAUGCCGAGCCCUGGAGGAGGAGCUGGAGAACCCCAUGAAUGUGCACAGAUGGAGAAAGCUGGAGGCCAGCGACCCCAGUACCUUUGAGCUGAUCCAGAAAAUCCACACCCUGCAGAAGCGACUCAUCGGCAAGACAGAAGAGGUGGUGGAGAAAGAGCUUCUUUUGCAGGAAAAGGAGAAGCUGUACGUGGAACUGAAGCACAUCUUGGCCCGGCAGCCUGGCCCUGAGGCGGCAGAGCAGCUGCAGAUCUACCGCCACACGCUGCGCGAGAAGACCAAGCAACUGAAAGUUCUGUCAUCAGAGCUGAAUAUGUACGAAUCACAGAGCCAGGAGUACAAGUACGAGAUCGAGAGACUUGGCAAUGAACUGGUGACGAUAAAGAAGAAGUACCUGGCUCAGAAGCGUAAAGAGCUCAUUCUGAAAAACAAGGACAAGAGACCCAUGAACACUAUGUUCUCAGAGCCCCGGCAUUCUGGCCCUCGGUUUACCGGGGGUGGAUUUCCCCUCAACCAGCCGUCUAAGGCAACGCAGGCCUUGGCACUCGGUGGCAGCCCUUGGACAAGGAGACGGCAGGUGCUGAUGCUGGAGGUGGAAGUGCAUAUCCGCUUUUGUAUGCUGUGCAAUUUUAGGCGCAGGGAAGCCACGCUGUACCAGAGGGCAGUGUUCCAGACAGAUAAAGAUAAAAUAGCCAAGGUAAUUGUGGAGAUGGAGUGUCGUUGGAAAAUGAUCUGA